AGUCACGGAUGCAGCUGGGAACUCAAGUGUUGUGGAGCAGCGGUGGGGUGAGUGUCCCUCCGCCACAUGUCCUCAGAGCGCAGGCACAGAGCUAUCCUGCUCCAUUCCAGGCUCAUCAAAGAGCUUCUGCAAGGCUUGCCACAAUCAACUGAGAGGUGGACCCAGAGAACUUGCUCUGAGCUUUGCCAAGAUGUUUGCAGUGUGGAUCACUACUCUUUUUCUUCUUGAUGCAGCCAGAGGAAGGGAAGUUUGCUACAAAAGGCUUGGAUGCUUUACUGAUAGCCCUCCUUGGUCUGGGAUCCCAGGGAGACAACUGGCAGGUUUGCCCAGCUCUCCAGAAGAUGUGAACACCAAUUUCCUUCUUUAUACUAGAGACAACACCAUAAAAUAUCAAAAAAUUUCUGCUACAAAUCCUUCAACUAUCAAAGCUUCAAAUUUCCGAACACACAGGAAAACUCGCUUCAUUAUACACGGCCAUCUUGCUGGAGCAGACCUCCCCUGGAUAACAAAUAUAUGCAGGUUCAUGUUUCACACUGAAGAUGUGAACUGCAUUUUGACUGACUGGAGAGGUGGCUCCAGUGGUUUGUACACUGAUGCAGUUAACAACGUUCGCAUUGUGGGGGCUGAGCUGGUAUAUCUGGUGGACCUUCUUGAGAAAGACUAUGGCUACUCUCCUGCCAACAUCCAUUUCAUUGGCCAUAGUCUGGGAGCACAUGCUGCAGGGGAGGCAGGGAGAAGGAAGCCUGGCAUUGGAAGAAUAACAGGUUUGGAUCCAGCUGGGCCCCUUUUCCAAUAUACUCCCAUAAUGGUUAGGCUGGAUCCUUCAGACGCAAAAUUUGUUGAUAUAAUUCAUACUCAUGCUGGUCAUCUUUUCUUUGACUUUGCUCCAGGAAUUCUUCAGACUUGUGGCCACCUGGAUUUUUACCCAAAUGGCGGGAAGAAGAUGCCAGGAUGCAAGCAGCUUCGUGUACCUCCUGCAACUCGGAACAUCAAUGAUCUUAUGAGAGAAUACAGAUCUAUUGGAUGUGGACAUAAAAGAAGUCUCCGGUAUUAUGCUGAGAGUAUUAUCACUCCGAAUGGAUUUGUUGGGUAUCAGUGUGAAACAUACAGAGCUUUCAUAUUGGGAGACUGCUUCCCAUGUCCAAAGGAAGGAUGCCCACUGAUGGGUCACUAUGCUGAUACAUUUUUACAUAAAACUGAGAAAGAACAGCAAAAGGUUUAUUUAAACACAGGGCCCUCCCCUCCAUAUGCUCGCUGGCGAAAAGAGAUACAUGUCAGAGUAUCUGCAACAGAAACUGUGAAUGGAGAUAUAGAUGUAGCCUUGACUGGAACUAAUGGGAUCAGGAAAAAAUAUACAAUCGACAAGGGAACUUUCAAACCAGGCAACACGUACUGGAACUACGUUGAUACAGAAAUUUCUGGGAACGUUUCAAAAGUUGAGUUUCUCUGGAAAAAGCAUCCAGGUCAUGUACACAGAGGCUACAUGGGAGCUGAAGAAGUCACAAUAAUAUCUGGGGAAAAUGGAAAUGUGUCUGUGUUCUGUGGCUGUGGAACCGUGCAGUCGAGCACAUGGCAAGCCCUGGCACUUUGCUGAGCCUCAAGAAAUGCCCUGGUCACCCACUGUGGCAACCUUCACUGGCUGGAAGAGGACAUUUCUUCAGUCAGCAGUGAACUAUUAACAAGGCUACUUCAAUAGAUUGUGGAAAAACUUGCCCAGCCCACUACAAAAGUCUAUUUCCAAACUAGUGUUGUCAGCUUUUAUCCGUACAGGGUAAUUACACUUCUGUGAAUUCCAGUUACAGUAAUAGCUAACAUGUAUUUUACUAAUAACACACACAAAAGACUGCUUAGGAGCUGGGACUGCAUACCAAGUUGUACAAUAGACCUUGAGAAACUCUACUAUCAAAGUUCACCAUGUGACACACAGAACAGCUUAAUGUACAGCAAAAUAUUUCAUUGUUGCUUUUUUUUCUGGGGAAGAACUCAUUGGUGUGCUCUAUUCAGCCCAGCUGAACACCGGGUGAGAUGGGACUCUUUCUCUGUAUCUGAAAGAGGCAUCAACUUUAUCAAAAAUAUGUUGCACUAUUGAGGAUCUGGCAACCUUCAAAAUAAUGAUUUUCUCUUUACAUGAUGAAACUGAAUUUUUCACCUCUACCUUGCCCUCCUGAAAUCCCUGAAUUUGACCUGAGCUGCAUUACUUGCACUGCUACACAGCACUGUCCCCCCAAAUUU
Molecule: messenger RNA, 2232 nt
Organism: Tyto alba (common barn owl)
Lineage: Eukaryota; Metazoa; Chordata; Aves; Strigiformes; Tytonidae
Product: pancreatic lipase-related protein 2
Exons: 13
Coding region: 191-1594 (467 amino acids)
Biological process (GO): lipid metabolic process
Molecular function (GO): protein binding; triacylglycerol lipase activity
Source: RefSeq, a predicted model, not a curated record